Paraglomus brasilianum is the source of this 807-nucleotide messenger RNA. The record is from the annotation of a GenBank genome assembly. Lineage: Eukaryota; Fungi; Glomeromycota; Glomeromycetes; Paraglomerales; Paraglomeraceae.
AUGUUCCUCGCCGACGGUUUCGUAGAUUUUGUGGUUUCCAUACCCAACGUCGUUUUUCAUGAGGAAUUGCUCCCAAUUCCUGUUCUAUCUUUUAUGCGUGCUCUUUACUUAACAAUAACUUAUCACAAGUCUCUGAAAGGAGCGCAAAUUAGCUGGUUCCAAGGAAUAAUUGGAAUGCUUGUAACAGCCCUUGGAGGAAAUACCACGACUGCUUUGCUAUUAGGUCAACCGCCCAGUUGGCUCGUUUCCAACACCAUUAUCCCGACUUAUGUGGCGGUGCAUAUCGCAUACUUUCAUUUACCGCAAGUACGGGGACUUUUACAUAGUAUUCCUGAUUACAUCUUCAACCCAAUACUUGAUUUAGCAAACAUCCUUUACAAAGCCAAUUCCAUCUGCUUAUCCGGCGUUGAGAAAAUACGCACAGAUGAGCGCUACCCAUUGAAUAACAGUUGGGUAGCAAUGGUUAUAUGUGGAACUUUGUCUGGCUGCGCUGGCGGUCUAUGGGUUUCUACGUUUCAAAUCGCUACUCCAGAAUGGGGAUUCAAGAGUACUCCGAAAGUGCUUGUUGAGCCAAGCUAUAUUAUGAAAGCAAGCUUUGUUGUUUCCUUGCUUUAUACUUGGGGCACAAGUGGCGAGGGAAAUGGGAUAUUUCAAUUUGAUAAGAAAGAAGGGAGAGCUUUGGCCAUGUUAGGAAUGAGUCUUUUUUCACUCAUCAAGACGGAUGAAUUAGCUCAGAUAAUAAGGAAGAUUGGACGUAAUGACGAGGUGGCGGAGGGAAAAGAAAAUGAGGAAAAGAAAGAUCAAUAG